This is a messenger RNA of Pollicipes pollicipes, 2280 nucleotides long. RefSeq names its product inositol-trisphosphate 3-kinase B. The transcript is spliced from 8 exons. Gene Ontology annotation, biological process: inositol phosphate biosynthetic process; phosphatidylinositol phosphate biosynthetic process. Gene Ontology annotation, cellular component: cytoplasm; nucleus. Bases 227 to 1279 code for a protein of 350 amino acids. NCBI's taxonomy places the organism in Eukaryota, Metazoa, Arthropoda, Thecostraca, Pollicipedomorpha, Pollicipedidae. Gene Ontology annotation, molecular function: inositol hexakisphosphate kinase activity. The record is from RefSeq and is a predicted model, not a curated record.
GUCGCGAGUGCGGUGUAGGUGGGGCGUGGUCGUCGCCGUUGGUGGUGUAUUGACACUUAGCUCGCUGUGCAUCGGGUGAUCAUUAUUUCUGUGCAGCGAUUUGAUCGUUGAACCGCCACUGAGCAGGACGCCAGCCAGCGCCACGGCUCUGCGUUGUCUUACGUGCUGAGAAAACCACCGUGAAGGUGGGCGUAGGAACUGUGACGGAUUUGAAUUCUGCGGUGAAAUGGCCGACUCAGUGGCCGGGUACGCGGAUUACGGCCGCCAUAUGUCCGUUCACUCGUCGAUGGAAUACGGCGAGGCGUCGAGUGAUGACCUGAGUUCCGAGUGGGAGGCCGACGUCGAGGUCGAGGAGACACCCAGGAAGUCGUCCCAGUGGCGGAAGGUGAAGGGGGUCGUCCAGUGGACGCCGUUCGUGCAGACCUACAAGAAGCAGAAGUACCUCUGGGUGCAAUUAGCCGGUCACCAAGGGAACUUCAAAGCUGGCAAGGACGGCACUAUUCAGAAGCGGCUAUGUGGCAGGGAACUGGAGUGCCUGAAGCUGCUGAUGACUGACUGCCUGCGGCCCUACGUACCCGAGUACCGGGGAGAGACGGUGGCGGAGGACGGACAGCACUUCCUGCAGCUGCAGGACCUACUUGGCGAGUUUGUCGAGCCGUGCGUCAUGGACUGCAAGAUCGGCGUGCGCACCUACCUCGAGGACGAGCUGGCGAAGGCCAAGGAGAACCCCAAGCUGAGGAAGGACAUGUACGAGAAGAUGAUGGCGAUUGAUAAGGGCGCUCCGACCGAGGAGGAGCAUCGUCUCAAGGCCGUCACCAAGCCCAGGUACAUGGUCUGGCGUGAGACUAUCUCGUCCACUGCAAACCUGGGCUUCCGCAUCGAGGGCAUUCGCAAGAGCCAGGGCUUCUCCAGCAAAGACUUCAAGACUACGCGCUCCAAGGACCAGAUCAAGGACGCCAUUGUCAUGUUCACUGACGGAUAUCCGAAGGCGGUGCCUCAGUAUCUCGAGCGUCUCAAGGAGAUCCAGUCGGCACUGGAGAACUCCAGCUUCUUUAAAGCUCACGAGUUCAUCGGCUCGUCGCUGCUGUUCGUCCAUGACGCGAACCACGCUAGCGUCUGGCUAAUCGAUUUCGCCAAGACGACUCCGCUGCCGGCCGGCGUCAGCAUCGACCACCGGAGCGCCUGGCAGCCGGGCAACCACGAGGACGGCUACCUCAUCGGCGCCGGCAACCUGGCCGACAUCCUCUCCGAGAUGGCGGCCGCCCGGAUUGCGACGUAGGACGCGUUGGCCUGGCGUCCGGUCCAGGGGCCGCUGCCGGACGGCGGCGAGGUUCCGCCGAUGGCCGCCAGGGGCGCCAGUGGCGACGCGGCCGGUGGGGACGACGGCAGGCCGGGCUGGAGUGGGAACUGCGCGGGACCGGCGAGAUGGCCAGCAGGGUCGCAAGCCGAGCCGGUGGCGAGUGCUCCGGCCGCGGCGCGCGGUGUGCCGCUGAGGUCUGUGCGGAAGGACCGGGUCUCUGGAAGCGUGCCGGACCGCGCCGGGUCGACCCCCCCCCGCCCCCUGUGACCUCCGAGCCGACCGCUGCCGACGGCGAGGUCGACAGACGGCCGCCUGCUGUGGCGCCCGUCCCGACGCCGCGGUUGCGCCCCGCGCCGACGCCGGCCAACGGUGUCAGAGUCAUGAGUCAGAGUCAGGACACAGAGGAGUCAGCCACACCAUGUGCGGAGCUAAUAUCCGGCCCGUGACGCGGAAGGGUCGGUAGUGCCUGCUAGUGAGACGAGUGCCACGAUUUGUACGCACGCCCCAGACAGCGCAGCCUGGGUGGUUCGGACAGAGUUUUAUGCGUUAUUUUUCCAACUCGGCUGUGGAUGUUGUUUUAGGGCAAGACCCAAUGACAGCAACGCGCUACCCACGGCGCGGGCUAUGUAAGAAAUUGCGAGUUACAGGUGCCUAUCAUUACUAAGUGAGACGUGGUGUGCAGCUGCCUGGACGACGUGCCUUAUUGUCAUGAUCGAGCCCUCGCACACGAAGGUGCCUCGCUUUAGUACAGUGCUGUGCGCUGCCCGAGAUUCCAGACGGAAGUUUUACCUCUAUUUGACCGCGUGUGAGACCUGCUAACGUACAAACGUGCGGACUAGCCUAUCGCCCCCUGGCCGCCAGCAGGCCGCUGCUGGACAGGCUCGGCGCCCACUACGGCGCACCUGUGUUGUAACCACUUGACGAAACGCUUGAACUAUGUUGUAUAGCCUUCCGCGAAUCAAAUAAAACGCGUACGAGAG